Molecule: messenger RNA, 2873 nt
Organism: Meriones unguiculatus (Mongolian gerbil)
Lineage: Eukaryota; Metazoa; Chordata; Mammalia; Rodentia; Muridae
Gene: Ap5b1
Product: adaptor related protein complex 5 subunit beta 1
Exons: 3
Coding region: 165-2795 (876 amino acids)
Biological process (GO): endosomal transport
Cellular component (GO): lysosomal membrane; AP-type membrane coat adaptor complex
Source: RefSeq, a predicted model, not a curated record
AGGCGGAGGCUCCGUUACGCCCCGCCCCUGGGCUCGGCCGGGCCGGGCCGCCCACGCGCCGCGCGCCCCGCCCGGGCCCGCGCCGCCAGCCUGCCAGCCCGGAAGGAGCCGAGCGAGCGCCCGCGGCAGCUGACUCAAGCGAGAACUAAGUAGUUUGGUUGACCAUGGGGCCCCUGAGUCGUGAGGCCUGGGCCCAGCGCCUGGGGGCUUUCCGAGCCAGCCCGUCCGCCUUCCUGGCAAGCGCCGAGGGUGAGGAUCUGGCUCGCGACCUGCUGAGUGACCUAAGGAACGAAAAGCUAAACGAGCAGACCAAGGCUUCCUUACUGACACUGAGCUUGGAGUACUCUGACAAACUGUGGCCUGAGGCACCUGCCGCGGAGGCUGCUGCCGGCUCCUUGUUGGACACACUUGUCCUCCUGCCCCCAAGACCUUCACCUCUCCGGAGGCUCCUGUUGUUGGCAGCCACCACAGCCCUGGUGUCGGGAGGUGCUCUUGGACCCACUUCAGGAGCUUCCUGCCGGCUCCUGCCCUUGCUUCUUGGCUUAGCUUCAGGCCGAGACAUGGGACGAAGCUUCGGAGCCAUCUCAGAGCAGCGCCACCUACAGGCCACGGCGUGCGAAUGCCUCCGAGAGCUGGAGCGCUGUAAGCCUGGGUUGCUGGCCGGCUCGCUGGGGAUGCUGCGGAGCCUGCUAGGGCAAGUGGGUCCCGUCCAGCCUGUCAGCCUGCUGCUGGCCCUCGUUCUGCACAACACCUUGGUGGCACAGUCCAGGUCUGGGGCUGGCCUGCAAGGCCUGCUUGUGGCCGGGGUCUCCUCCACUGGGAGUUGUCCCUGGGACUGGACGCUAGCUGAAGAGUGGGAUGCCCAUCUUAGGCCCCAGGCGCCCAGCUGGCACGCAGCUGAGGGGGAGGAGCGUGGCUUUCCAACGCUAGAGCCCAGCCCUGACGACACCCGAGAGCUGAAGGCCGCGGUGGCCCAGCUUCUGGAUACUUCCUACCUGCUCACACCUGUGGCUCAGGCCCAGCUCCUGUGGUUGUUGGGCUGGGCCCUUCGGGGCCUCCGGGGACAGCCACCAGUGCUCUUCAAGCCACAGCUAGUUCGGCUGCUGGGCACCGCACAGCUGGCACUGUUGCACUCAGUCCUGUCUCUCAAGGCGGCCUUCGGCGAGGCCCUGUUCACAGCCCAGGAUGAGGCACUGCUGCUGCGCAGGCUCACCUUGGCAGCCCAGCACCCAGCCUUGCCGCCCCCCACACACCUCUUCUACCUGCACUGCCUCCUGAACUUCCCUGAGAAUUGUCCGCUAGGUCCAGAAGGGGAAGAGGCUGCCCCCCUGCUGUUGGGGCCCCAGCUAUGCAGGGGCCUCAUGCCCAGUCUCCUGCAGGACCCAAUGGUCCUCCUGGCCCGCCUGCAUUUGCUGUGUCUGCUGUGUGCCGAGGAUGAGGAAGAGGAGAAAGGCCUGGCUCAGGGUCCACAGUGGUUCCUACAGGAGCUGCUGGCUGGCCUACAGCAGAGGGCAGCACUGGACGGUGGUCCCCGAGCCUUGGCCACUCUCAGUUUCCAGGCCUCCUACCUCGUUGCUAGCUGCCUGGCUGGGCAGCCUGCAGUGCGGACAUCUUUGAUCCGUGGACUGGCCCAACUGUACCGAGCUCGGCCAUCCCUGGCUCCCCACUUUGUGGACCUCCUAGGUCGGCUAAGCCCCGAGCUGAGAGAGCCCCUCAGGGAGGUGCUACAACAAGAGGUGGUAGCCAUGCCAGGCAAGGAGGAAGCUCUUUGCUGGCACCUGCAAAUGCUGGCAAAGGUGGCCGAGGGAGAUGAUCAGAGCGCCACGCUUGCUUUCCUCAGGGCUGCAGCCGCACACUGCACCGACUGGGGCCUCCAGCAGGCCCUCCUGCGGGUGUGCCGCGCGCUGCUGCGGUCGGGCGGGGGAGACGGCCUGGCAGACUUGCUGCAGGCACUGGCCAGACAGCUGGAGGGCGCGGACGGCCGCGACCGCGCCAGGCUGUACUACAUCCUUCUUUGCCAUUUGUCAGGCCCCAAGCUGCGGACGGCCCUGGGCCCCUCCCUUGCUGUACCCGCAUUGGCCUCGUCCCUGGUGGCGGAAAACCAGGGCUUUGCAUCAGCACUGAUGGUACAGGAGACUCCGGCUCCAAUUCAAUUGAGUGCAGGGCCCAGGAAGGCCAGAGGCCCGAGCCCCGUGCUUCAUCUGCAGGCAGAGGCCUUGGAGGCUCCCGUCUACUCUCUGGAGCUGCGCUUCCGAGUAGAAGGACAGCUGUAUGAGCCUUUGGAGGCCGUCCACAUACCCUGCUUGCGUCCAGGACGGCCUGCCCAUCUGCUGGACUUGCCCUUGCAACCCCGACGCCCAGCCCCCGCCCGCCUCCAUGUCCAGGCCCUCUAUACCACACCUGCUGGCCUCACAUGCCAUGCCCACCUGCCACUCGUGUCUGUGAACUUCUCUGACCUCUUCCUGCCUUUCCCCCAGCUCCCCAAGGGCUCUGAGCUGCGUUUCUUUGAUGAGCUCUGGAACUCCUGCCUGCCGAAGGGUGUAGAGAGUCGCGUGUGGUGUCCACUUGGGCCACAGGGCCUGGGGGCCUUGGUGUCCCAGCACCUAGAGCCCUUUGUUGUGGUGGCUCAGCCCCCUACCACCUAUCUGGUAGCUGUUCGCCUGCCCCCUGACUCCAUGCUGCUGCUGCGGCUGGAGGCAGCUCAGGUGGAUGGCGUGCCCGUGGCCCUAAGGACUGAUGACUGGGCGGUACUGCCCCUGGUCGGGGACUACCUCCGAGGGCUCGCCACCCACUGAGAAUGCCAGGUGGGGCUGGUCCAACAGACUGCCGGAGGAGCUUGUAGCUCCUGCCCCAUAAAAUCACAUCCACUGACA